AUGAGUUCUGACCGAGAGGAGUAUGACAUGGUCUGUCAGAAAGCUGUGACCCUAAUUGUUGACCUUUGCCUGCACAACAGCUCGCUGCUGGACCCGGACACCUGUCAGGAUUACCUCUUCCUGUUGUCCGGCCACAGCUCUGACCGCAAAGAACUGGGCUCUUCGUUCGGCCUCCUGCUUGGCGUGUUUGUGGUGUGCGGCCUGGCUCUGCUGGGCCUUCUUACAUUCGUCUCCUGGAAGCUGUGCCGCGUGCCUCGGCGGACUAAGGCCCACUUCGCCAGCCCGUCCCUCACCCUGACCCGCGACCCCGAGAUCUGCCCGCUGCAGCCGACCAUCCUUCUGCCCAGCCCCCUGCAGUCACCGGUCACCAUGGCGACAGAGAAGUCGAAAGACCCCAUGGUCUCGAUGGGUUUCCUGGAGGCGGCGGUGAAGAUAAGCCACACAUCUCCCGACAUCCCCGCCGAAGUGCAGCUCUCCAUGAGGGAGCACUUCCUGCGCCGCACGCAACGCAUGCAGAGGCAAACCACCGAGCCGGCUUCCUCCACUCGGCACAAUUCAUUCAAAAGACACCUUCCCAGGCAGAUGCAGGUAGGUAGUCUAGACCUGGGAAUGGACUACAUGCCGGACAAUGACGAAAAGCCCACGAGUAUCGGCCGCAUCCAGCCAGAACUCUACCAGCAGAAGACCCUGGAGUCGGAGGAUUCGUCCAAGAACGGCAGCAGCAAAAACUGUGGCAGGAUUAACUUCUCUCUCAAGUACGACUACGAGAACGAGGCCCUCAUAGUGAACAUCAUCAAGGCGUCGGACCUCCCUGCCAAGGACUUAUGCGGCACGUCCGACCCCUAUGUGAAGGUGUACCUGCUGCCCGACCGCAAGAAGUUCCAGACUCGCGUCCACCGGAAGAUGCUCAACCCCAUAUUCAACGAGAGCUUCCAGUUUCCCGUGCCUUACGACGAGCUGGCCAUCCGGAAGCUCCACAUGAGCGUCUUUGACUUUGACCGGUUUUCACGGCACGAUAUGAUCGGCGAGGUGGUGCUGGACAACUUGUUUGAGACGUCGGACCUCUCCAGGGAGACGAACAUAUGGAGUGACAUCCAAUACGCCAGCAGUGAAAGCGUUGACCUUGGGGAGGUCAUGUUCUCACUCUGCUACCUGCCCACGGCCGGCAGACUCACACUCACUGUCAUCAAGUGCAGGAACCUGAAGGCCAUGGACAUCACCGGAUACUCAGACCCCUACGUCAAAGUGUCACUCAUAUGUGACGGGAGGCGUUUGAAAAAGAAAAAGACGAGCAUCAAGAAGAACACUCUGAAUCCCACCUACAACGAGGCCAUCAUCUUUGACAUCCCGCCGGACAGCAUGGACCACGUCAGCCUUCACAUCUCGGUCAUGGACUACGACUUGGUAGGUCAUAAUGAGAUCAUUGGUGUGAUGAGGCUUGGAUGCCAUGCUGAGGGUCUUGGCAGGGACCACUGGAACGAGAUGCUGGCGUAUCCACGAAAGCCCAUUGCACACUGGCACCCCCUGCUGGAGUCCAAGAAGUCUGAGAAAGAGUGGAAGGCGAGGACAGCCAGCUUUGACAGCCAAGGCUCCUGCCCCUCACCCCGGCCCCCAGCUAGUCCCUGAGCAGAGCCACCUGUGACCCAGCAGCCCAGAAGGGGGUAUCCUCCCUCCUGCUGAUCCACUUCCUGUCUGUCUGAUUGAGGAGAAACACAACCCCACUGUCUCUCCCUCUCUCUCUCUCUCUCUCUCUCCCUGUCUCACUGUCCCUCCCUCCCUCCCUCAAAGUAUAGAGCACUCCAGAGAACUGAUAUCGAGUCAGAUAGUUGUGUGAAGCGCAGUCUUUUAGGGUUUGAAAUGUGGGUGUUGUGAUGGGUUCCCCCCUCAAUGGCUGGACAUCCGGUCUGCGGACAUUUAAUAUCUGAGCUGAGGUGAACGAAUCUCAGCGUCCUCACAUGGAGACUCUCCAGGCGCUGAAGGUUCAGUUAUGUGGUGCAGACUCUUGGAUAGAAAAAGUCAGACAUGAGAUAUUUGCUCCAAGAGAGCAGUUUCAGGACACGUCUGCGGUAGAAAAAGAGACUUUAAACCGGAUCUGAAGCAAUUUCCGAACCAUUCUACUCUCUCUCAUUGAAUUCACACUUCUGCACAGCAUAAAGAUGAAACUGAACUGUAGCAUUUUUGGCACCAUUAGAUGUAAAAACCGCUCCAUUCAUCGUUAUGGUUUGUGAAUAGCAAAACUGACAGUAAUCUCAAAGCCCCUGCUGAGUUCUUCCAGUUUCGAUAAUGACAUAAGCAAUUUCCUGAACCGCAGUUCGUUAAGGAGGGAUGGGAUCAGGCUGCAACUAGAAUAUUCUCUAUUUGGCAAUUUGCUAAUUUAGUGUGUUUUCAUAAGCAGUGAAGACGAGAAGUUGUAUGAAACAAAACAAGAAAUAUUGGAUAUUCUUUUCCUCACACGACAGCAAAUUGGCUGCAGUGUUAUGUACCUGAUUUCUAUUCUGACUUUCAAUCUUUCCGAAAACAAAACGCAGGUUUAAAUGAACUGACAAAGGCACAAAUAGCCUAAUCAACACACUAAAUACCCACAAAUCAAAAUAAACAGGAUUUUUUCAGCUGACACAAGCCUCUCUUUGAGUUCUGACAAAGCAAUUUCCUGAUCUGCAGUUCGUUAAGGAAAGAUGGGAUCAGGCUGAAACUAAAAUAUUCUCAAUUUGCAAAUUUAGUGUGUUUUCAUAUAACUGAAAGUUGUAUCUAAAAAAAAAAAGAAUAAUUACUGGAUAAUUUUUCCCUCAGUCAAAUUGGCUGAACUGUUAUUUCAAUUCCGCAUCUACUUUGUCAAUCCUUUUUCAAUUAACGAAACAAAAAGCAGGUUUAAAUGACCUCUCAAAGGCACAAACAGCUUCAUUAGCACACUUGAAACCCAAAAAUAAAAUAAAAGUGUUUCCUGAAACACAGAUUUAGGACGAAGGAGGUUUCUGUAAACAGGUAGUGAGCACACUUCACACUCCCUUAACCCCUUCUCUGUUUGAUGUUUGCUUUUGAGCGAUGUCACCUCUUUCUUCUUCCAAAUGAAAUCUCAAACGCUCAUGUUUUCCUUCAGACACUCACUGUUCAAAAGCACUUCUUCGUCUCCUCCUGUUCCUUUUUUCUGAACAGGUUUUGGUGAUUGUGUAUAUUUGUCAUGUACAGCCGUCCGCCGUUUCCUGUAUGUAUGUUUUGUUAUUCUAAGCAGCGAGAUAUAAAUAUAGGUAAAGCAUAUUUAAAAAAUAACAUUUGAAUAUAUGUAGCUUUGUUGGUUGUGAUGAUUGAGAAAAACCUAAAAAAAAAAAGGUGAACAUAUUCGUCUUUUGAACUUAGAAACAUGCAACUUUCUUGAUGUAUUUCCUGCCAUAAAUCAUACUGUUGUUCAAGGAGAACAUGUGUUUGAAUUCGACAUCCAGAUGCUUGGUCUGCCACAUGUGGUGAAUAGAUUAUUUUUGAAGAUAUUUGAUUGGAUUUAGGGAAAGAUUACUGCAGCAACGCUGUCAUAUCAGAGGGUAUUGCACCAGUAUAAAUCCCUACAUGUUAUUUUAUUCUCUGCUAUGGUGGCUGACAGGGGCCAAAGCCUUACACCACAUUUCUAAUAGGAGAAGCGCGCUGCAUUUUCAAAAAGGAAAAAACACAAAUGUGACAAAAACACAUGCAAAUAAAGAAACAUAUUCACGAAUUGACCACACAUGCACAACAUUAAGAAAGCAUUUACCAACUGAACGAAACAUGUGCAUACACCAAAAGCUGCAAAUAACAAAACACUGCAAGAAUCUGAAUACAAAACAGAAAGGGGGACACUUAAAAGUGACGCACACAGCUGGGACCGAAGCGCUUGUUGACCUUCGGGGAUUAUAAAGUUAGCUGACUGUCACUGUUGUUGGAAAACGUACCUAAAAUGUACAAUUUAUCAGCUAAUUUUCAACAAUGAGCCCUUCCAAUAGCAUUCCAGAUCUGCUCUAAGCUAACUAGCUAAUGUAGUCAUUUCAAAUAUACUGACAAAACACUUACAAUUAUGAAACAGAUUAACUCUGCGAGAUUG
Messenger RNA from Eleginops maclovinus (Patagonian blennie), 4066 nucleotides. It is a transcript of the gene syt6a, whose product is annotated as synaptotagmin VIa. Gene Ontology annotation, biological process: regulation of calcium ion-dependent exocytosis; cellular response to calcium ion; regulation of dopamine secretion. The transcript has 7 exons. Gene Ontology annotation, molecular function: phosphatidylserine binding; calcium ion binding; calcium-dependent phospholipid binding. The record is from RefSeq and is a predicted model, not a curated record. The coding region runs from base 1 to 1626 and encodes 541 amino acids. Gene Ontology annotation, cellular component: plasma membrane; exocytic vesicle. NCBI's taxonomy places the organism in Eukaryota, Metazoa, Chordata, Actinopteri, Perciformes, Eleginopidae.